Molecule: messenger RNA, 5073 nt
Organism: Aplysia californica (California sea hare)
Lineage: Eukaryota; Metazoa; Mollusca; Gastropoda; Aplysiida; Aplysiidae
Product: progranulin
Exons: 33
Coding region: 108-3827 (1239 amino acids)
Cellular component (GO): extracellular region
Molecular function (GO): metal ion binding
Source: RefSeq, a predicted model, not a curated record
GUGUGAAUAUCAUGUGACCGGCUUUAUGUUGGAGUCUCAAGGUAUAUAAUUGGCAUCUUGUGAGAAUUACAUCGAGUUGUACACCCACCAAAAUAUCUAUUGACAAGAUGGUGACUUGGCACCUUGCUGUAUUUCUCUGCAUGCUCGGAGGAGCAUUGGCAGCAGGAAAGAAAAAUGUUCUCCUUUUUGAGUCAGAACGAGUCCCUGAGGGCGGGCUUCUGGGCGAACACAAUGUCGGUGCCAAUGGCAGUUGCGCCAAUCCCAAAUUCAUCUGCUCCGGAAAUAGCACCUGCUGCCAGACGGGGAAGGAAUCUUUUAUGUGCUGCCCUUUUGUAGAGGGUGUAUGCUGCAUGGAUCGUCUUCACUGCUGCCCCAAGGGGAGCCACUGUGACGUGCCGCACAAACGCUGCUUCCGGACCACUGAAAACGGCGUGGAGUUUAUCGCCAUGGAGCAGAGUUAUCGCCCUCUCGAGCGGAAGUCUGCUAAGAAUUCUGUAGAGCGUGUGGUGUGCCCAGGAGGAACAUCUUACUGCCCUAAUGGAACCACCUGUUGUCAACUUGCUUCUGGACAGUAUGGCUGCUGUCCAUUGCCACAGGCUACAUGCUGCUCUGACCAUCUUCACUGCUGCCCCAACGGCUACAAGUGUGAUGUUUCUGCUGGUACCUGCACCAGGGGUGGAGAUGUUCUGUCUUUAUUCAAGAAGGAGCCUGCCACUGAGAUGGAGACCAAAGUAGAGCAUGUGGUGUGCCCAGGAGGAACAUCUUACUGCCCUGAUGGAACCACCUGUUGUCAACUUGCUUCUGGACAGUAUGGCUGCUGUCCAUUGCCACAGGCUACAUGCUGCUCUGACCAUCUUCACUGCUGCCCCAACGGCUACAAGUGUGAUGUUGCUCAUGGAAAAUGCCUCAGGGGUGGAGAUGUUCUUUCUUGGUUCAACAAGGAACCUGCCACUGAGAUUGAGACCAAAGUAGAGCAUGUGGUGUGCCCAGGAGGAACAUCUUACUGCCCUGAUGGAACCACCUGUUGUCAACUUGCUUCUGGACAGUAUGGCUGCUGUCCAUUGCCACAGGCUACAUGCUGCUCUGACCAUCUUCACUGCUGCCCCAACGGCUACAAGUGUGAUGUUGCUCAUGGAAAAUGCCUCAGGGGUGGAGAUGUUCUCUCUUGGUUCAACAAGGAACCUGCCACUGAGAUUGAGACCAAAGUAGAGCAUGUGGUGUGCCCAGGAGGAACAUCUUACUGCCCUGAUGGAACCACCUGUUGUCAACUUGCUUCUGGACUGUAUGGCUGCUGUCCUUUGCCACAGGCUACAUGCUGCUCUGACCAUCUUCACUGCUGCCCCAACGGCUACAAGUGUGAUGUUGCUCAUGGAAAAUGCCUCAGGGGUGGAGAUGUUCUUUCUUGGUUCAACAAGGAACCUGCCACUGAGAUUGAGACCAAAGUAGAGCAUGUGGUGUGCCCAGGAGGAACAUCUUACUGCCCUGAUGGAACCACCUGUUGUCAACUUGCUUCUGGACUGUAUGGCUGCUGUCCUUUGCCACAGGCUACAUGCUGCUCUGACCAUCUUCACUGCUGCCCCAACGGCUACAAGUGUGAUGUUGCUCAUGGAAAAUGCCUCAGGGGUGGAGAUGUUCUUUCUUGGUUCAACAAGGAACCUGCCACUGAGAUUGAGACCAAAGUAGAGCAUGUGGUGUGCCCAGGAGGAACAUCUUACUGCCCUGAUGGAACCACCUGUUGUCAACUUGCUUCUGGACAGUAUGGCUGCUGUCCAUUGCCACAGGCUACAUGCUGCUCUGACCAUCUUCACUGCUGCCCCAACGGCUACAAGUGUGAUGUUGCUCAUGGAAAAUGCCUCAGGGGUGGAGAUGUUCUUUCUUGGUUCAACAAGGAACCUGCCACUGAGAUUGAGACCAAAGUAGAGCAUGUGGUGUGCCCAGGAGGAACAUCUUACUGCCCUGAUGGAACCACCUGUUGUCAACUUGCUUCUGGACAGUAUGGCUGCUGUCCAUUGCCACAGGCUACAUGCUGCUCUGACCAUCUUCACUGCUGCCCCAACGGCUACAAGUGUGAUGUUGCUCAUGGAAAAUGCCUCAGGGGUGGAGAUGUUCUCUCUUGGUUCAACAAGGAACCUGCCACUGAGAUUGAGACCAAAGUAGAGCAUGUGGUGUGCCCAGGAGGAACAUCUUACUGCCCUGAUGGAACCACCUGUUGUCAACUUGCUUCUGGACAGUAUGGCUGCUGUCCUUUGCCACAGGCUACAUGCUGCUCUGACCAUCUUCACUGCUGCCCCAACGGCUACAAGUGUGAUGUUGCUCAUGGAAAAUGCCUCAGGGGUGGAGAUGUUCUUUCUUGGUUCAACAAGGAACCUGCCACUGAGAUUGAGACCAAAGUAGAGCAUGUGGUGUGCCCAGGAGGAACAUCUUACUGCCCUGAUGGAACCACCUGUUGUCAACUUGCUUCUGGACAGUAUGGCUGCUGUCCAUUGCCACAGGCUACAUGCUGCUCUGACCAUCUUCACUGCUGCCCCAACGGCUACAAGUGUGAUGUUGCUCAUGGAAAAUGCCUCAGGGGUGGAGAUGUUCUUUCUUGGUUCAACAAGGAACCUGCCACUGAGAUUGAGACCAAAGUAGAGCAUGUGGUGUGCCCAGGAGGAACAUCUUACUGCCCUGAUGGAACCACCUGUUGUCAACUUGCUUCUGGACAGUAUGGCUGCUGUCCAUUGCCACAGGCUACAUGCUGCUCUGACCAUCUUCACUGCUGCCCCAACGGCUACAAGUGUGAUGUUGCUCAUGGAAAAUGCCUCAGGGGUGGAGAUGUUCUCUCUUGGUUCAACAAGGAACCUGCCACUGAGAUUGAGACCAAAGUAGAGCAUGUGGUGUGCCCAGGAGGAACAUCUUACUGCCCUGAUGGAACCACCUGUUGUCAACUUGCUUCUGGACAGUAUGGCUGCUGUCCUUUGCCACAGGCUACAUGCUGCUCUGACCAUCUUCACUGCUGCCCCAACGGCUACAAGUGUGAUGUUGCUCAUGGAAAAUGCCUCAGGGGUGGAGAUGUUCUUUCUUGGUUCAACAAGGAACCUGCCACUGAGAUUGAGACCAAAGUAGAGCAUGUGGUGUGCCCAGGAGGAACAUCUUACUGCCCUGAUGGAACCACCUGUUGUCAACUUGCUUCUGGACAGUAUGGCUGCUGUCCUUUGCCACAGGCUACAUGCUGCUCUGACCAUCUUCACUGCUGUCCCAACGGCUACAAGUGUGAUGUUGCUCAUGGAAAAUGCCUCAGGGGUGGAGACAUUCUAUCAUGGAUGACCAAAAAAGUGGCCACUCCAAUUUCUCCCAAAGCUGAGGUAGACCGUGUAGUGUGCCCAGGAGGAUCUUCCUUCUGUCCCGAUGGAAGCACCUGUUGUCAGCUGUCUUCUGGACAAUAUGGCUGCUGUCCUCGACCAUCGGCUACAUGUUGCUCUGACCAUCUUCACUGCUGCCCCAACGGCUACAAGUGUGAUGUUGCUCAUGGAAAAUGCAUCAGGGGUGGAGACAUUCUCUCUUGGUUCGACAAGGAACCUGCCACUGAGAUUGCCCCCAAACCUGAGGUAGAGCAUGUGGUGUGCCCAGGAGGAACAUCUUACUGCCCUGAUGGAACCACCUGUUGUCAACUUGCUUCUGGACAAUAUGGCUGCUGUCCAUUGCCAUCAGCUACAUGCUGCUCUGACCAUCUUCACUGCUGCCCCAACGGCUACAAGUGUGAUGUUGCUCAUGGAAAAUGCAUCAGGGGUGGAGAUGUUCUCUCUUGGUUCAACAAGGAACCUGCAACUCCUGUAUUGCUGCCCUAAUGGCUUCUGAUGUGACCUGAUCCAGUAGACCUGUGUGACGGGAGACCAGAUCACCUCUUGGCUCAGCAAGACACCUGCCACAUUGCUGUGGAAUGUGUCGCACUCAUUGGGGCUAAUUUAAUUAGUUAGCAAUCAUUUGUAUAUAUGUUUUUUUGUUUUUGACUUCACAAAAAAAGAUGUGUUUGCUUUUAUUUUUAAACUGUAAUUUGUAUGUGUUGUCUUUGUCCAUUGAUUCUAAAACAAUUUUUUAAUACAAUCAUGUAUAUUUGACACUGCUGAGUAUAUAGAUGAAGCAGAAGUUUGAAAGAUAUUUGAACAAUUGUGCAAGAUGACUGUGGACAAUAUAUUUUUACAACAAAGAUAACAAUUCCUCUUAACAACACCCAUUGAUGCCUGAAAAUUUAGUGUGAGACUGUUCAGCAGGCAGCUCAACUAUAUUUAUAUAUUAGUGUGUAUUCCUUGUGUCACAGACUCGGUGAAAUGUGCUAUACUUAUUGUUGCUCAUUGAGUUUUUCAUCACAAAUUGGAAUGAAUCUGAUUUGGUGUAGAUUGUCAUCUCUUAUUUAAUUAUCAUGACUAACAUUCCAUUUCAUUGUGAAGUUUGUUCUCCCUUCAUGUGAUGUGCUAUGUGAAAAUGACAGUUCUUAUUUUGCGUUUUAAUGUCACACGUUAAAUCUGUGUAGCCUACUUUUUGUGUUAGUUGCUUUUGAAAUUAAAGGACUCAUUAUGAAGAUAUUGAUGAAUGUAGGUUUUUUUCAAACUUUUAUAAUUCUCUUUUCCAUUUCUUUGGGAAGAUCGUUCUUCCUUAAAGUUGUUUAUUAUAGAAGUCAUGGUGCUUUUGAUUCAAAGUUCUUUUUUUCUUUCCUGUGUUUUCGCUCACAUGGCAAUAUUACAGCUGAGUACUUUUGUUAUAUUUCUUUGAAAUUCAAUGACUCAAUACAAAGAUAUUGAUAACUGUAGAUUUUUCAUACUUCUAUAAUUCUCUUGGCUCUUGCGUAUAGCUCAGGGGACUGGUUUCUCCUUGUACAUUCUGGCUACAUAUUGAAUAAGAACUAGGAAGUCUCUUGUGGACAGGAAGACUGGAUGACUGCUUUUGGUUUACAAGUGAGGAUUGUUGAAAAAAUGCUUAUAUUCUGUCCAAUAGAAAAGUGUCAUAAGUGUGUAUGUGUAUGCUUUUUAAAAUCUUCAGACUUCAUGAUUCAAUGAGAUUUAAUGAGCAACAAUUAAAUGAAUGAUGCUUUUUCAA